CCGUUUUGGCGGGGAAAUCUCUUCUUGUUUCGCUUGCUGUCGAUUAGUUCGCAAGUUUAUGUUCUGUUAGCUGUUUAAUAAAGUACAUUUAUUUAAAAUGGCUGAUAUUGAUGUUGAUCAGCGACUCAGGGAUAUUCAGAAAGAAUAUCUUGACUUUUUAGAUGAUGAUGAUGACCAAGGUGUAUACAGCCAAGCUGUGAAGGAUAUGAUAAAUCGGAAAAGUUGCAGAAUGGUUGUCAACAUCAAUGAUUUGAGGAGAAAGAACUCGGUUCGCUGUCAGAGCUUAUUAGCAGCAUCUUUCGAAGAGUUGGUUGCCUUUCAACGAGCACUGAAAGAAUUUGUUGCUGCUGCAGAUCCAACUUAUUCAAAAGAAAAAGAGGCCUUUUUUAUUGCUUUGGAAGGAAGUUUUGGAUCAAGACAUGUGACACCAAGAACUCUUGUGUCCAGCUAUCUGAGCAAUGUUGUUUGUGUUGAAGGAAUUGUUACCAAAUGUUCUCUUGUUCGCCCAAAAGUUGUGAGAAGUGUUCAUUAUUGUCCUGCAACUACUAAAACUAUUGAAAGACGGUAUACAGAUCUCACAGCUUAUGACGCAUAUCCAAGUAGCUCUGUAUAUCCUACUAAAGAUGAAGAUGGUAAUCUCCUAGAGACUGAAUUUGGAUUAUCUGUUUAUAAAAACCACCAAACCUUCUCUAUUCAAGAAAUGCCAGAAAAGGCACCAGCUGGACAGCUACCUCGUACUGUUGAUAUAAUAGCUGACAAUGAUUUGGUCGAUGUAUGCAAGCCUGGUGACAGAGUACAGGUUGUUGGAAUGUUUCGGUGUUUACCUAGUAAAAAAAUGGGAUAUACAACUGGCACAUUCAGGACAGUACUCAUUGCGAAUAAUAUCCAGUUAUUAAGUAAAGAAGUUUCUCCUCAGAUAUCUGUAGAAGAUGUUAAAAAGUGUAAAAAGUUCUCUAAACAAAAGGAUGUCUUUGAAAUUUUAGCUCAUUCUCUUGCACCUUCUAUUCAUGGUAACGAAUACAUAAAGAAAGCUAUUCUGUGUUUGCUGCUUGGUGGUGUCGAAAAAGUUCUUCCGAAUGGAACCCGGUUGAGAGGAGAUAUUAAUGUAUUAUUACUUGGAGACCCAUCUGUAGCCAAAUCACAGUUAUUGAGAUAUGUCUUGCAUACUGCUCCUAGAGCUAUUCCCACUACUGGUAGAGGAUCAUCUGGUGUUGGUUUGACAGCAGCAGUUACCACUGAUCAAGAAACAGGUGAUCGAAGACUAGAAGCUGGUGCUAUGGUGUUGGCCGAUCGUGGUGUUGUGUGCAUUGAUGAAUUUGACAAAAUGUCGGAUAUCGAUCGUACAGCUAUUCAUGAGGUUAUGGAACAGGGUCGAGUCACAAUAGCUAAAGCUGGCAUUCAAGCAAAGCUUAAUGCUCGUUGUAGUGUCCUAGCAGCUGCUAACCCGGUAUAUGGAAAGUAUGAUCAGUACAAGACACCCAUGGAAAAUAUUGGCCUGCAGGAUUCUCUAUUGUCUCGAUUUGAUUUGCUUUUCAUUAUGCUAGAUAAGAUGGAUCCAGAAAGUGAUCGUGAGAUUGCUGAUCAUGUUGUAAGAAUGCAUCGUUACAGAAAGCCUGGGGAAAUGGAUGGCGAACCACUGCCAAUACAUUCUGCUGCUGAUUUUCUUGCAACCAAAGACCCUGAUGCUGAAGAGGAACAAGAAGAAAAUACGCCCAUCUAUGAGAAAUUUGAUGCAUUGCUUCAUGGAUCUAAAGCUAAAAUGGAUAAAGUAGUAAGCAUGGAAUUCAUGAGGAAAUACGUACAUUUAGCGAAAGCUGUCAAACCUACAUUAACUCCUGAAGCUUGUGAACGUCUGUCAGAAGAAUAUACUAAGCUUCGUGCAUUUGAUUCUCAGAAUUCUGAUAUUGCUAGAACCCAACCAGUCACUCCCAGGUCUCUUGAAACUUUAAUUCGUCUCUCAACUGCUCAUGCUAAAGCCCGCAUGUCAAACACAGUAAGUCUUAAAGAUGCUCAAGCAGCUAUUGAUUUAGUACAAUUUGCAUACUUCAAGAAGGUUAUGGAAAAGGAAAAGAAAAGAAGACGUCAUGAAGAUAGUUCAAGUGAAGAAGAUGAUUAUGAUGACAGUCACAAAAAGAAGAAAAUUGCAGCAAAACCUGAUAAACCUAAACCCAAACCAGGAGAAGAAGGUUAUGAUCCCUAUGAUUUUGAUGAUGAAGGACCUGAAUCUGGUUCUACACGAGCUGGAACACAACCUGGUACAUCUGGAGAGCAUAGUCAAUCAGAAAGUCAGAUCCCUGAAGAAAGGUUGAAAGAAUUUAGGAGCAUUUUGUCCAAGCUUUUUAAAGAGCGGCAUGCACAAUCUGUACCGAUGAAUGUUCUGACUGACUUCUUUGUUGAACAGAAUCUGAAAGAACCAUUUACUCCUGAAGAAAUAAAUACUGCCCUAGAAAAAAUGACUGAUGCCAAUCAAGUAAUGGUGGCAAAUGAAAUAGUGUUUCUCAUAUAAAGGGAGAAAAAGUUGUGUAAUACCAGUAACAUAUUAUGUGUACAUAUUUUUAAUGAUAUUUGAAAACUUCUGUAUUUUGUACUGAAGCUUUCAUUCAAAACUAUUUUUUCAUCAAAGUUCCAAGUAAAAUGUAUAGUGUGCUUGCUUUUUAAAAAAAUCUGUUAUAGAUAUCACAUGACUUCUUUGUACAGCCUAUUAAAUUAUACACAUUUCUUUUCCUGCA
Molecule: messenger RNA, 2729 nt
Organism: Stegodyphus dumicola
Lineage: Eukaryota; Metazoa; Arthropoda; Arachnida; Araneae; Eresidae
Gene: Mcm3
Product: minichromosome maintenance 3
Biological process (GO): DNA strand elongation involved in DNA replication; DNA replication; mitotic DNA replication initiation
Cellular component (GO): MCM complex; nucleus
Molecular function (GO): ATP hydrolysis activity; single-stranded DNA helicase activity; ATP binding
Source: RefSeq, a predicted model, not a curated record